AUGGCGAAGGUGGUGCCUGGCGAGUGGCAUGAACCAGCACAUUUCGAGCCUCUUGCAACUGCUUUACGAGCAAAGGAGUACAAGGUCAUCUUGGUCCGGUUACCGAGCCUCCUCUCCUCCAGACCCAACCAGCCUGUAACCGACGCAGUCAUUGAGGACGUUGAGGCUAUCAAGUCCACUGCUGGCCGCGAGCUGAACGAUUAUCCCGACUAUGACAUUGUCAUUCUGACCCAUUCAUAUAGCUCUAUCCCUGGUUCGGCCGCCUGCCAGGAUCUCGACAAGCUCUCACGUCGCGCAGCUGGGUACACGAAUGGCAUUGCGGGAUUGUUGACCAUCUCCGGUUUACUGAUUCCAGCAGGAAUGUCGGUUCUGGACUGCACAGGGGGCCACAUCCCGCCUUCCAUAAAGGUCUGGCAUUCGACUUACUCUGAUGGACGUCAAUACGAAGUCAGCAAGCCAGCCACUCCUCCUGGUGCAAUCGAGCUCUUGUACCACGACCUACCGGUCAGCGCCGCUCAGCGAUGGGCCUCGAUGCUCAAAACGCAUCUUUUCGAGGGCUAUCGGACCCCCGUGUCAUUCGCCGGACACCUUAUGGUCCCAACCUACUAUCUGAUGUGCAAGAAUGAUCUCAUGUUGACUCUGGAGGCGCAGAGGCUCAUCGUGGAAGCGGCAAACAAGGAAAUGCCGGCUGGGAAACAGGUCAGAGUGACGAUGAUGGACUCAGGGCAUUGUCCGUUCUUGAGUCGAUCCGAGGAAACGGCGGAUUGGAUCAGGCGUUGUGCAGGGGAAAUGUUCAAGCGGCUAUAG
Molecule: messenger RNA, 807 nt
Organism: Exophiala oligosperma
Lineage: Eukaryota; Fungi; Ascomycota; Eurotiomycetes; Chaetothyriales; Herpotrichiellaceae
Exons: 2
Coding region: 1-807 (268 amino acids)
Source: RefSeq, a predicted model, not a curated record